UCAGCGAAAGAAGGAAAAAAAAGAAAAGAAACUCGAACAGAAUAGCACACCCGCAAAAUACAAAAGAAGCCUGGUCUGAACUGUGAAUUGUGAAGAGUGGUGAAGAAGCUUGAAGAUUCAACAAUGGCGAGUAAGCCCGGCGUUCAGAGAUCCGGAGCUAUUUCCAAGGGCUACAACUUCGCAUCUCACUGGGAACAGAACGCGCCGUUAACGGAGCAGCAACAAGCGGCGAUUGCAAACCUCUCUCACGCCGUCGCAGAGCGACCGUUGCCGCCCAAUUUGGCACAAGAUCGAAUGUCGGAGCAGCAGAAUGGCCUGUCAGUCUCCACCAAGGGCAGCUCUUUUGGCUUGGAACACUCUGCUGCUAUGGAAGCCAUUCUUGUCAAUACGAAUCAGUUCUAUAAAUGGUUUACGGAUCUUGAAUCGGCCUUGAAGUCCGAGACAGAGGAGAAGUAUCGCCACUAUGUAGACACAUUGAUGGAGCGCAUACAGAUAUGUGAUGGUAUCCUUCAGCAGGUGGAUGAUACUCUAGACUUGUUUAAUGAACUACAACUGCAGCACCAGGCAGUAGUAACAAAGACUAAAACUCUUCAUGAUGCGUGCGACCGACUGUUGAUAGAAAAGCAACGACUGAUUGAAUUUUCAGAAGCACUCCGCAGUAAGCUCAACUACUUUGAUGAAUUGGAGAAUAUUGCUACAAAUUUUUAUUCUCCAAACAUGAAUGUUCUAAAUGAGAACUUUCUCCCUCUGCUCAAACGACUUGAUGAUUGCAUAUCGUAUGUUGAAAGCAAUCCGCAAUAUGCCGAAUCCAGUGUUUACCUACUCAAAUUUCGCCAACUGCAGUCUCGAGCCUUGGGCAUGAUUCGUUCACAUGUACUUGCAAUUCUUACAGGUGCUUCUUCUCAGGUACAGGCAGCUAUCAGAAGCAGUGGUGGCAGCAAAGCUUCUGUUUCUGAGGGUGUAGAAGCAUCUGUUAUAUAUGUCCGUUUCAAGGCAGUAGCAAGUGAGCUUAAACCAGUGCUGGAGGAAAUUGAAAGCAGAGCAUCAAGGAAAGAAUAUACUCAGAUCCCUGCAAAAUGUCACAAGCUAUACUGCGAACAACGCCUUUCCUUGGUAAGAGGUAUAGUACAUCAAAGAAUAUCUGAAUUCGCCAAGAAAGAGGCGUUGCCAUCAUUGACUAGAUCUGGAUGUGCAUAUCUAAUGCAGGUCUGUCAGCUUGAGCACCAACUUUUUGACCACUUUUUCCCAUCUUCCGCAGAGGACGUUUCAAGUUUGGCUCCAUUGAUAGAUCCUCUGUCUACAUAUUUAUACGACACACUACGGCCAAAGCUUAUUCAUGAAACAAAUAUUGAUUCUCUUUGCGAACUUGUUGAUAUAUUGAAAGUUGAAGUCCUAGGUGAACAGUUAAGUCGGCGGAGUGAAUCAUUAGCUGGCCUACGUCCUACACUGGAGAGAAUUCUUGCUGAUGUUCACGAGAGGUUGACUUUCCGUGCUCGAACCUGUAUUCGUGAUGAGGUGACAAAUUAUUUACCCUUGGACGAAGAUUUGGAUUACCCUGCAAAGCUGGAAAAAGCUGCGACAGAUGAACUUGAAACUACUUCUGAUGAUGAAAACCUCGUUUUUAAGACCUGGUAUCCACCUCUAGAGAAAACACUAUCUUGUCUGUCAAAGCUGUAUCGCUGCUUAGAACCUGAAGUUUUCACUGGUUUAGCACAGGAAGUUGUCGAAGUUUGUUCAAUAUCUAUUCAGAAAGCUAGUAAACUCAUUGCAAAGAGAUCAUGGCCAAUGGAUGGUCAGCUCUUCGUCAUAAAGCAUCUUCUUAUCUUAAGGGAGAAGAUUGCACCUUUCGAUAUUGAGUUUUCUGUUACACACAAGGAGCUUGAUUUCUCGCACUUGCUGGAGCAUCUACGGCGGAUUCUUAGAGGUCAAGCCUCUCUAUUUGACUGGUCCAGGACAACUUCACUGGCAAGAACCUUAUCUCCCCGUGUUUUGGAAAGUCAAAUAGAUGCCAAGAAGGAACUGGAGAAAAGCCUAAAAGCCACUUGUGAGGAGUUCAUUGUGUCGGUCACUAAGCUAGUUGUGGAUCCUAUGCUUUCAUUUGUUACCAAGGUCACAGCUGUGAAAGUUGCAAUGUCAGGCAGCCAGAAUCAAAAGGUAGAGUUGGUUAUGGCUAAACCACUCAAAGAUCAAGCUUUUGCAACUCCAGAUAAAGUAGCUGAACUUGUUCAAAAGGUAACCACUGCUAUUCACCAAGAGUUACCAAUGGUAACGAGGAAAAUGAAGCUUUAUCUGCAGAACUCAUCAACACGGGCAAUUCUAUUCAAACCAAUACAGACAAAUAUUAUGGAAGCCCAUGUACAAGUACAGUCCCUGCUAAAGGCUGAGUAUUCACCUGAAGAAAUACAAGAAAUGAUAAAGAUGCCGUCUAUUUGGAAGUGGGGGAGAUACAAGGAGGAGAGCUGGGGGUGCAUUCUUAUCCCAAAUUGCAGUGAAUUUUCCACAACUAUUUGGAAGGCUUCUACUACCAAGUUUGGUGGGAUAUGACUAAACAACAUCAUCAUUUUUCUCGUUUUCUUUGGUUCAAUGAUGAAGUGACACGUGUCCUUUAGGUAUCCCCCCCCCCCUUUUCUGUCCUGACUUCUGAAUAAGCAUCAUCUUCAUCCUCCUUUGUGUUUUUCUAUUCUGUUCUGAAUAUCAGUCACUUGCCUCUUUUCGUGAUCGAUCUAAAUAAUGAGGCCCCAGGUCUUUGAUGAUAUAUCAGGUAAGCAAUACUCUAUCAAUUUCAAUUUGUACCAAAGUUUUAAAAUUUCUUGCUGUGAUUUCAGAUCGAAGAAAAGUUGAACACGACAAGAAUUUAUCUUCUUGGGUUUGUUAUUCAUCGAGUUUCAAUUACAAUUUCUCAGAACCCUAAUCCCCAAUUUCCAUCCUCCUUCAUAAAGCUUCAUACUUUCUCUCGAUCCCUGUAAUUGAAACUCAUCUCUUAGAUCCCUAAUCCCCAAUUUCCAUCCUCCUCCAUAAAGCUUCAUACUCUCUCAAUCCCUGUAAUUGAAACUCAUCUCUCAGAUCCCUAAUCCCCAAUUUCCAUCCUCCUUAAUAAAGCUUCAUGCUUUCUCUCAAUCCAUGUUUCCCAAAUCCAGGCCUCCUCCUCCUUAAUAAAGCUUCAUGCUUUCUCUCAAUCCAUGUUUCCCAAAUCCAGGCCUUCUCCUCCUUAAUAUAGCUUCAUGGUUGCUCUCAGUCCAUGUUUCCCAAAUCCAGGCCUACUCCUCCUCCUUUGUUCAUCUGUAAUUGAAUUUGAAACUCAACUCUGAGAUCCCUAAUCCCCCAAUUUUCAUCCUCUCCAAUAAAGCUUCAUACUUGCUCUCCUUCUCAAUAGAUAUUCAAAAUUUGAGACCUCAAUCCUUAUUUCCAAUAAAGCUUCAAACUUUUCCUCAAUCCAUAGUCCCCAAAUCUAGGCCUCGUCAAUAAACAUUCAAAAAUAGAGUUUAAUGUUUGCUCUGAAAAAAAAAAAAUUAAUUAACAAAGCUCUGGGAUCUUCAGUCUUCAGACACCAUCGUUACUUCA
Messenger RNA from Rosa chinensis, 3561 nucleotides. RefSeq names its product conserved oligomeric Golgi complex subunit 3. The transcript is spliced from 25 exons. Bases 124 to 2544 code for a protein of 806 amino acids. The record is from RefSeq and is a predicted model, not a curated record. NCBI's taxonomy places the organism in Eukaryota, Viridiplantae, Streptophyta, Magnoliopsida, Rosales, Rosaceae. Gene Ontology annotation, cellular component: COG complex; membrane; cis-Golgi network. Gene Ontology annotation, biological process: Golgi organization; intra-Golgi vesicle-mediated transport; intracellular protein transport.